CAACGCUCGAGACCGAAAUAAUGCUCCCUCUGACCGCAUUCCUAAUUACUUCUCUCCUCGUGCUGUCCCAUGUAAAUUUGGCGUCAACUGCACGCUUUACCGACCAGCUGGGCUUUGAAAGUCCUCAGAAAGACCUACUGGAUUAUGAAGGCAAUUUCGACAACAUAAAAGAUAUUUCCUCGAAACCCAGAUGGUGGCGUGGCGCAAACAGCCAACAAUCCGAGACCCGUUACGCAGCCAGGCGUCGCCGAUUUUUCUGUAACCCCAUGGGGUGUGUCCCAACAGGUGGGAACUGAACGCGAGCAGAAAUAUUGGUGAUUUGUAAUCACACCUGAAUUCGUUGCAUCACCUCUUGAGCUG
Molecule: messenger RNA, 360 nt
Organism: Opisthorchis viverrini
Lineage: Eukaryota; Metazoa; Platyhelminthes; Trematoda; Opisthorchiida; Opisthorchiidae
Exons: 3
Coding region: 21-296 (91 amino acids)
Source: RefSeq, a predicted model, not a curated record